AGAGAGGAAGAAAUCUUGAAUUUGGCGAGCUUGUGAAGGCAAGCUGGGUUGCAAAUACUUUUACUAGCUUUUAUGUCGCCUUUACUGCAACAGAAUAUGGGGAAAAACAAUCUUACCAAGCUCAAGUGUUUGUCUCUCUACAUGAUUACAGUCGAGUUGAGUUUUGGGAGUUCAGGGAAGCACCAUCAAAGGUAAUAACGAUCUUUCAAACCCUCAAUAAUACCUAGUCUUUAUCUGCACGUACGUCUCCAUGAGAUCAGAUGGUUUGAUUUUAUUAUUUCUUUAUGGUUAUUUCCCCUAUUCUCGCAGAAGGGCGACGACGUUGGGAAAGAUUGAAGCAUGCUCUUGUUAAGGUUGCAAUACCUACUCUAAAUUAAAUAAAUUGACUCUGCUUAUCUAUGGAGUACUUUUUCUUGUGUUCUCUCGAGAUGUUGAACAAUCUCUAGGCGUUUUUUUGUUUACAUUGUGAUUCAAUAUUUUCUUGUCGUCCCCUUGAUGUUGUCAUUCUACCUUUUUAUUAUCAUUUGACACAAAGUUUCUUACUUGGGUCAUGCUCUAGCCACCCAAUUAAGAUCAAAUCUAAUCUGAACAAUAAUAACAUCCACUAGAGAACCCAUUUGGUCUAUGAGCUUUUAGUAUUGGGAAUAGAAAGAAGACUUUUUAAUCAUAUCAGGGAUCCGUGAAACUGAGUCCGAAUCCCAAGGAAUGAACACUGAAAAUCCGAGGAUUGAUGGCAGAGAGAAUCAAAAUUUAGACGCUUCAGGCACAGAGGAGGGGGAGAGUGAGUCGGAUGAUGCUGGAUCUGACUCCAAUCCUCUUCCAAACGUCGGCUGGGUCAUUGCCGACAGUGAGUAUGAGGAAAGCGAGUUGGAGGAUGAGCCCAUGCAAGGAUUUGGAAGUGAAUUGGAUGAACACCAGUUCAUUGAGGAGGAGGAGGAGGACAGAAACGAACUGUCUGAUGCUGAAAUAGGCAGCCACUCCGAUGCCAUUGGCACAGGGGUUGGCGAGGUUCUCAUCUCUGCUUGGGAGAGGAGGAACAACGGUGUGAGGAGGAGCAGCGGUGUGAGGCGGAGCAUCGGUGUAAGGCGGAGCAGCAGCGGUGUGAGGCAGAGCAUCGGUGUGAGGCGGAGCAGCGGUGUGAGGCAGAGCAUCGGUGUGAGGCGGAGCAUCGGUGUGAGGCGGAGCAUCGGUGUUAGGCGGAGCAGCGGUGUGAGGCGGAGCAACGGUGUGAGGCGGAGCAGCGGUGUUGGAUCCGUCGGGAUAGGUCCGUUGCCUCGAGCUGCUUUGUCGUCCACGACCUCUACCCCGAGCGCCGUUGCCUCGCCCGCCUCCGCGUCCAUAGCCGUUGCGCUGUCCGGAGGAACUGCCCUCACCGUAGCUGCCGCCGUGCUGAAGCCUGCCGCCAUGGAAACCACCGAUGUCGUUGCUGCUGUGCUGGGGUCCCCCGCUGCCGCUGCUGGACGGCUGCCGACCACCGCCGUUGACGCCGGGCCUGCCGGCAAGGAGGGCCAUGCUACUCAAGUUGGCCAUGGGGUUGCGUUGUCGGUCCAAAAGCAUGAGAGCGGAGCGGGCUUGGAGAAAAGUUGGCAGCGGAUCCUGAAAUUGAAGAAAAGACGUCUGGGCUUGCAAAUCAUUGGGGAGACCACGGAGCAUCUGAAGAACCAAUUGAUGUUAGGACACCGGGGCAUCCACAUCGUCUAGCCAGUCUGCAAGAUUUUGCAGAUGUUGACAGUAGGCCGCCAUAGAAGUGUUGCCUUUGACAGUGGUACGGAACUCGUGCUCGAGUUGCAUGGCACGAUCAUUCUUGUUGUCGUGAAAAAGAUCAUGGAUAACUUUCUAAAG
Molecule: messenger RNA, 1842 nt
Organism: Cuscuta campestris
Lineage: Eukaryota; Viridiplantae; Streptophyta; Magnoliopsida; Solanales; Convolvulaceae
Source: the annotation of a GenBank genome assembly